Chinchilla lanigera (long-tailed chinchilla) is the source of this 4994-nucleotide messenger RNA. It is a transcript of the gene Sdc3, whose product is annotated as syndecan 3. The transcript has 5 exons. The coding region runs from base 16 to 1311 and encodes 431 amino acids. Gene Ontology annotation, cellular component: membrane; cell surface. The record is from RefSeq and is a predicted model, not a curated record. Gene Ontology annotation, biological process: cell migration. Lineage: Eukaryota; Metazoa; Chordata; Mammalia; Rodentia; Chinchillidae.
UCCCAAAGUCCUUGUAUGCACCAACUGACAUCUGGCUCUUACAACUGCGCUCCAACCCUGUGUCCCUCUGGGAGCUCCUCAGAACCAGUCUGUCCCCUGGGGUCUGCUCAGCCUUUCCGCAAGGCCCAGCGCUGGCGCAGUGAGAACUUUGAGCGGCCUGUGGACCUGGAGGGCUCCGGGGAUGAUGACUCCUUUCCUGAGGAUGAACUGGAUGACCUAUACUCAGGGUCAGGCUCCGGCUACUUCGAGCAGGAGUCGGGCAUUGAGACGGCCAUGCGGUUCAGCCCCGAGGUAGCCCUGGCCGUGUCCACCACACCCGCAGUGCUGCCAACUACGGACAUCCAGCCUGUAGGCACCCCAUUUGAGGAGCUCCCCUCCGAGCGUCCUACCCCAGAGCCUGUCACCAGUCCCCCGGUGGUGACAGAGAUUCCAGAAGAGCCCAGCCAGAGAGCCACCACCGUCUCCACCACCAUGGCAACCACCACUGCCACCAUGGGGGCCCCAACCAUGGCCACGGCACCUGCCACCGUGGCCACUGCUGCUCCCAGCACCCCUGCAGAAUCCCCUUCCACGGCUACCACUGCUGUUAUAAGGACCACUGGCGCACGGAGGCUUCUGCCUCUUCCACUGACCACGGCCGCCACAGCCCAGGCCACCACCCCUGCAGCCCCCUCAACCCCCACCACUGUGGCCGUCUUGGACACGGAGGCCUCAACACCCAGGCUGGUCAGCACAGCUACCUCCCGGCCGAGGACCCUUCCCAGACCAGCUACCACCCAGGAGCCCGAUGUCCCUGAGAGGAGCACCUUGCCCCUGGGGACCACGGCCCCUGGACCCACAGAGGUGGCUCAGACCCCGACUCCAGAGUCCCAUCUGACCACAGUCCGGGAUGAGCCGGAGGUGCCAGUGAGUGGGGGGCCCAGCGGGGACUUCGAGCUGCCGGAGGAGGAGACCACACAGCCAGACACAGCCAAUGAGGUGGUGGCUGUGGGAGGGGCUGCAGCCAAGCCGUCACCUCCACCUGGAACACUGCCCAAAGGCGCCCAUCCAGGCCCUGGCCUCCUGGACAAUGCCAUUGACUCCGGCAGCUCAGCUGCUCAGCUGCCCCAGAAGAGCAUCCUGGAGCGGAAGGAGGUGCUCGUAGCUGUGAUUGUGGGUGGGGUGGUAGGCGCCCUCUUUGCCGCCUUCCUGGUCACACUGCUCGUCUACCGAAUGAAGAAGAAGGAUGAAGGCAGCUACACACUGGAGGAGCCCAAGCAGGCGAGUGUCACAUACCAGAAGCCUGACAAGCAGGAAGAGUUCUAUGCCUAGUGGAGCCUCUGUGCCUCCCUGCAGCCUCAGCCGCCCUCACCCAGUCCCAGCCCAGCCUCACUGGCCCAGGCCCGGGACUGGGCCUGGCCCGGUUCUUCUCUGCCCUCCCUCCCACAGCCUGCCCAGGUGGCCAGCCUCACACAUUGCCCCCUGAGGAGCAGGGAGUACUGCCGUCUGCCCCAGACUGUGCCCUUAAGAGCUCAUCUCUUGUCUCCCACUAGCCUGGGGCUUUGGGACCUUACAUCAGUGAAAAGGAGGAAGGAAGCUCCUGAGUGGCUGGUGGGAGAAGGGGAAGGGAUGGAGCCUCAGAUGGGCUGAGUCUCUGUGAAAUCCCAAAGGGCUGGCUCAGUCUCCUUUCUGGGUCAGAGAGGCUGCAGGCUGGCUUCUGGGACCAACACAUGGCAGACUCAGCCCUUGAAAUCAUCUAGACGAUGAAGCCUCAUUUCCUGUCACAGGGCCUCUCUUUGCCUGGGUGAGGAGGUGUCCUUUGUCACCAGCCUGUUUUGUCCUGGCCUCCUGGGGGUUGUGGGACCAUUCUUCCCUCUCCCACAUGUGCCCCAGGCUUUUUUCUCCCUUCCCCCAACGACAUGGCUUCUGGAGAGUACAGGGGCAGCCACCAGCGAGGAUGGCCACCUGAUGUACCUCCUGUGAGCGGGGUCUACACUGACACAACUCACUCUGUUAUAUGUGUUGUCGCUUGGUCACAUACAAGACAAAACAGAACAAUGACAAAAGCAUAUCCAGUGCUGACCACCUAGCCCAUUCAGACAUGCCACAAACAUGUCUUCCAGAGAUGUGUGUCCUCACGCAUUGCUUAACCAACUCUCCAGACACCUCUGUGACGCAAGUCACUAGUCACGGUCACCUGAAUGGUGACGGUGUGGUCUGCUUCUCUGUGCCCCGCCCCUGCCAUUGACGCACACUGCCAUCACACACGUCAUAUCGAGCUCUCUCAGGCUCACUGGAGCAGGCAGAAUUAUGUUGGAACAGUCAGCCCAUAUUGGGUCUUGGUUGCCCUGUUAACACUCGGUCCCACAUCAAGGUGCCCACCCCAGUCACAUUACUACUCAUCCCAGCCUCGGUCAGACGUGGCCCCACGUGGAUGCAAGUUAGUCCACGCAACCCUGCGCGCACUGGGGGAAGACCGGUGGACACUUGCCUUUCCUGAAGUAAAGUGUGGUGUAGGAGGACAUUGCCACCGGCCCUCCCAGGGCUUUGCACACCUGAAGGCCUGGCCUCAACCCUGACUGCUUCCCUUCCCUCUGUGCCCACAAAGGGAGGUGUUCAGGGCCAGCCCCACCCACUGAGAGCACUGGGAUUUCUCCAAGGCUGGAGCAAAACGGGGUUGGGCGCUGAAAUUUGGCCCCAGGCUGUGGAGGGUGCUUGGGUCUCCCUGGACCAAAGGCCCUGGGCGGGGAGGGGAGUGGUCUGACUCCUGUCUCCUGCAUCCUUUUCCUGCUCUGAGUCAGGGGGCUGAUCCUGCCUCCCAGGACACAAGUUUCCAAAGUGCCUGUGAGGGCUGGCCCUCCGCCCGGGCCCUCUGCAUCCUCAGCCCUCACCCACCCCGGGGCCUCCCCGUGGAUGCCUGCCCACCCAUUUGACCAAACAAGUCUGCAGUUCUGGCUGCUGCUGCAUGGGCCCACUGCUGGAAGCAGCCCAUCCAGAUGCCCCAGGCCUCAAGGGCAGAUACUUGAGGGACUAGAACAGGUGAGAGCUGGGGGAUUGUGUCACAGGCCACAAGCCUGCCUUCCUCUUCUUUGUUAUCCUUGAAAGUGGGGCCAUUUUAUAGGUAUUUUAAAUGAGGGGUCACCAGUCUCCUUUGGGGGCGUGGCUUGGAGGGGGCUCUGGGAACCAAGGGGACAUGGUGUAAACUGUGACUGGUUGGCCCUCCCACCCCCACCUAUUACCCAUAGCCCAGAUCCAUGUCAGGAGCCCACCCCAGUUUUAGUUCUGUUCCCUUUUGAAGAUUCCCUGGCAGUGGAGCUCUGCAGGGGAGAGGUGGGGUGCUGAAGCAGCAAGGGCCAGGCUCCAGGGGUCCCUCUUCGAGACCUUGAGGCCCGCCUCAGUAGGGCCCAGAGUUGUGUGAGGAACCAGCUUGCUGGAGCCUUUGAGGAGAGGCUGGUGGGGAGGAAGCCUGGGCCCACAGGCCUGGAGCGGGAGGCUGUGCAUACCCAGCCUCCCCCUCCACGGGUCCCUGGUGGGCUGCUGUCUCAGGGACGGCAGCUCUGGUGAGGCCUGGGCAGGCCAAGGCUGAGAAACCGGGGAGUGUGAAGGAGGCAGUGUUGGGCACCCAGGCCUCAGGGACAUUGGUACUGGGGCAGGGGACCGGCAGUGGGCACAACUUCCAUGUUCGGCUGGAGGCCAACAUGAGGAGGCCUUGGCUGGCCUGGCUUCUUGUAGCUCAGGCACUGACUUUGGCCUUGGGGCUAUGGACUUGAUCUCCCAGCACCAGCCUCUCUUCCGUGUCCCUAGUCCUUGAGGAGGGUCUAGACCUAGGCUGAGGGCCUUGUGCUUGGAGCCCUGGGACCCUCGGCCAAGGUCCAGGUUUUAUCUUCAUGAAGUUUAAUGGUCUGCCCAGGUCAGGUCCUUCAGGCCAGUCGUGGGUGGGGCGGGGAGCAGGGCAAUCAAAGAGCCCAGCCAAGGGCGAGCUGGAGCUCUCUACAGUGCAAUGGGGGUGUGGGGCGCUCCCCCCACCCCAGGUACGGUGUGAAAUGUGUAGGGCUAGCCAGGUGGGCCCGCAGACACUCCAGUGCUCCUGGGAGGGUGUCUCGCAGACCCUGGCAUUUCCUGGGAGCACAGCACAUUCCAAACCAGAGGGGAGCCUGUUUGUCUUGAGAUCUGUCCUGGGCUUUGCCCACUGGAGGGCAAGGAGGCUGAACUGAGCUGGGGGCGGGACUGAGCCCUGGCUGUGCUUACUAGAGCCCAGAUUCGGUCUCUCCCGGUGGCCAGAGCCGAUGGGACUUCCCCUGAAAGGCAGGUCCCCUUGGUCACUGGAAGGAUGUGGCAGCAAAUGGGGUUGGGCAGGCCUGUGGCAGGGGCCUUGGGAGCCGAGGCUAGACCCUUGGGGUUGGCACAGCCACCUAUCAGGCCAGGCUGGGAGCAGAGCCAACUUGGCCUCCCAAGCAGGAGUGGCCUUCUUGGCUGUCCUGGCUUUCCUCCGAGAGCCGCAACCUUGGACUUGCCUCCCCGUGCCUCUAGUCUGUAAAUAGAAGCCCACAAACUGUACAGAUUUAGAGAGGCCGAGACUGGGCCCGGGAGUCACCAUCUGAGGGCUGAAGGCCCAACAUCCCCCAGGUGCCCGCCUGGCCCCAGCGUGACGAAUGCAUGUAAAUAUUUCUCGUAGGCAGCGUGGCUCCAGAGAGCCCCCUAAAGACAGUGUUCCCCCCUGGUGAGUCCUUUCCUCUGUACAGAGCCCUCCCAGCCCCCGGCCGGUGGUGGGUAGGAGUUUAUCCUUCCCCCUCCCUGGCCUUCCCCGCUCUCUUUCUCCCCCAUGACCUCUUUAUUAACCACCCCGUCCUGAGUUCAUGGCCAAAACUUUUAAUAAGGAGCAGUGGAGGAAAGACAGUGGACACGGUGACCAAGGCACUGCCCCUCCGUGGGUGUGUGCCUGGCCCAGCCUGGGGAAGAAACUGGUUUUGUUUUGUUUUUUGUUUGAUUUUUGUUUUUAACAUUUCCCGUGCUGU